AUGAAUGGUGUGGUUUUGCGGGGAAUUCGUUCGUUGCGCUUGCGCUUACCGCCGUUGCAUAACCGCUGCGCAGACGACGUCGAUGGCGUUCGAUCAUGCGCAAUUACCAGUUGGUCGAUCGCAGCCGAACAGGACAUGAUUGCUGAUAAGCUGAUAGAGACGAACGGUAUCGAUGUGACAGGCAUAUAUGUACAGAUCCAGGGACGCAUUCGCAUUUGUUCGUUGACAAAAGCCAACAGCGAUUGA
Necator americanus (New World hookworm) is the source of this 246-nucleotide messenger RNA. RefSeq lists its product as uncharacterized. The record is from RefSeq and is a predicted model, not a curated record. The transcript has a single exon. NCBI's taxonomy places the organism in Eukaryota, Metazoa, Nematoda, Chromadorea, Rhabditida, Ancylostomatidae. Bases 1 to 246 code for a protein of 81 amino acids.